UAAUUUUAACUCAGUGAAGCUUCCUCCACCGUGCUUGCUCCGUGUUUUUCUAUCGCAUUCAAAGAACAUCUCGGUUACCUACACAACUUUUUGGAAUUAAGUGCUUCGAUAACACCCAGCCAGAACUUUGAAGAGUUAUCAUUUCAAAAUUUUACUUGAUCGUUUACUUGAAUCAGUUCCUAAGGAGUAACGUGUGCACAGCUUUUCCAGUAAUAUUUCACAAGAAGGUGGUUUCUAGGUAAAUCCCAGGUGACCAUGAAGCUGGCAGUUCUGAUACUGAUAAUGACAUACCUGACACCUGGAUGGAGCCAGACAGUCUGUGGGGUCAUACCUACCUACUUUAAAAACAACAAUACAUGUCCCCCAAGAGCCGUCUGCAGUGACGUAUUCGAAAUGACCCGCGAUUUCCAAAAUGGAACCACCUGCACAGAAACUAGGACAACCAGCAACUGUCUGUGUUUGAACAGCGAGGGUAGGGGGGUCCAUCUUUGUCCAAUAGACGACGACCAUCGCAUCUAUAAUCUGGGGGGACACAGACAAUACACUUGUGAACCAACAUGCUCUUUUCCGUGGUGCGGAAACCGGACUCCUUCACCGAACGGACCUGUCAUUGCCACAACAUCAGAACAAAAUUCGCAUUCUUUCGGAGGCAAAACAUUUACCAGAAUUGAAUGCAGAUGUCCAAGGCACCACCGCGUCAACCCACAAGCAAGCCACAACCAGCAACGGGCCACCCAGUACGCUGGCCAUCGGUUUAACACGGCCACUCGCCACUACUCCACGCUUUACUCCUGCAACUUCCUGCCGCAUGAAGAUAUUUCUGACCCUUGUGCUCAAUGAAAGGUCACAGACACGAGAUGGCAACAAACUGAAGGCAACAAAGAAACAUCAAACAUAAACAGAAAUUAUUUUAGCUAAACAAAAAAUAAAAUUUUGAACUGUUAACUUAACACUUAAUCAUAACCAUCAGCUUUCUGAUUAAACAAUGGUGGCCUGGAUAUUUUUUUAUUUAUAUAAAAAUAAACACUGCUGCGUAGCGUUCCGCUUUUUGGUCAAAAUGUAUAACAAACUAAUGAAAUAAUUUUAUGGAUAAUUUAGUGAUUAGAUUGCAUGAUGAACCAAGUAAUUUCUAAACGCAUUUUAGUAAACAGCUUUGUUUUACAUAUCUGCAUUAAUAGUAUAACAAGAAUUAGAAUUCAAUAUUUAUUAAAAUGACUUCUAAAAUCAAGUGCUCUAUAUUAAUACGAAAAUGAUAAAUAACACACAAAAAAUACACAAUAUUUAUAGAAAAAUGCCUUGACAGUUUCACAAAUAUGGAUCUGGUAAUAUGUUAAUUAUUUACGUUUUUAGAAAUAGUUUUGCUACUUAAUUUUAACCAUUAUACGUUAAAAGGUCUAAAGAAAUUGUUUUUACCAUCAUGUAGAUUUUUACACCUGCUUUUACACUAUUACUUUUUAUUUUUUGCUGAAAAUACGCGAAAAAUUGAAAACAAACAGAACUGCUUGUAUUGCUUACUUUGCUUUAGAGAGUAAUAAAAUUACGUUGGAUAAAACGAA
This is a messenger RNA of Physella acuta, 1556 nucleotides long. RefSeq lists its product as uncharacterized. NCBI's taxonomy places the organism in Eukaryota, Metazoa, Mollusca, Gastropoda, Physidae. The record is from RefSeq and is a predicted model, not a curated record.